Trematomus bernacchii (emerald rockcod) is the source of this 4828-nucleotide messenger RNA. RefSeq names its product nicotinamide phosphoribosyltransferase 1 (gene nampt1). Gene Ontology annotation, biological process: NAD+ biosynthetic process. Gene Ontology annotation, molecular function: nicotinamide phosphoribosyltransferase activity. The record is from RefSeq and is a predicted model, not a curated record. NCBI's taxonomy places the organism in Eukaryota, Metazoa, Chordata, Actinopteri, Perciformes, Nototheniidae.
CCCUGGUCCUUCCCCCCCAAACUCAGCUACACUACUGGAGCUGGAGAGUCCCCGAACCACAGCACUGAACCUACUGACAGCUGACCCAAAAGGAGUGAAAGAUGGAGCACAGAGACAGCGACUUCAGCAUACUGUUAGCCACCGACUCAUACAAGGUCACGCAUUACAAACAGUACCCCCCCAACACGAGUAAAGUGUACUCCUACUUCGAGUGCCGUGAGCGGAGGACCGAUCCCACCAAAAGCAGAAAAGUCAAAUAUGACAAAACCGUCUUCUACGGCCUACAGUACAUCCUCAACAAAUACCUGAAAGGAAAGGUCGUGACCCCAGAGAAGAUCCAGGAGGCGAAGGAGGUUUACAGAGAACACUUCCAGGAUGAUGUUUUCAACGAGAAGGGCUGGAACUACAUCUUGGAGAAAUACGACGGCCACCUGCCCAUUGAGAUCAAGGCAGUGCCCGAGGGGAGUGUCAUCCCUCGGGGCAACGUCCUGUUCACGGUGGAGAGCACGGACCCUGAAUGCUACUGGCUCACCAACUGGGUGGAGACCAUCCUGGUGCAGAUCUGGUACCCCAUCACCGUGGCAACCAACUCCAGAGAGCAGAAGAAGAUCCUCGCCAAGUAUCUCCUGGAGACUUCUGGGAACCUGGACAAGCUGGCGUAUAAACUCCAUGACUUUGGCUACAGGGGCGUCUCCUCACAGGAGACUGCGGGCAUCGGGGCUUCGGCCCAUCUGGUGAACUUCAAGGGCACAGACACGGUCGCCGGCAUCGGAGUCAUUAAGAAGUACUACGGCACCAAGGACCCCGUGCCCGGCUUCUCAGUGCCUGCCGCAGAGCACAGCACCAUCACAGCGUGGGGGAAGGACCACGAGAAAGACGCCUUCGAGCACAUCAUCAAGCAGUUCCCCAACGUGCCCGUGUCCAUCGUCAGCGACAGCUACGACAUCUACAACGCCUGCGAGAAGAUCUGGGGGGAGGACCUGAGGGCGCUGAUCGUGGCGCGCAGUGCAGACGCUCCACUGGUGGUGCGGCCAGACUCAGGGAACCCGCUGGAUACCGUUCUGAAGGUUUUGGAGAUCCUGGGUAAGAAGUUUACUCCAGAGGAGAACUCCAAAGGCUAUAAGGUUCUCCCUCCUUACAUCAGAGUCAUACAGGGAGACGGAGUUGAUAUCAACACACUGCAAGAGAUUGUGGAGGGCAUGAAGCAGCACAGGUGGUCCAUUGAGAAUAUUUCCUUUGGGUCCGGAGGGGCUCUGCUGCAGAAACUGACCAGAGAUCUGCUCAACUGCUCCUUCAAAUGCAGCUACGUGGUCACUAACGGACUGGGGGUGAAUGUGUUCAAAGACCCGGUGGCGGACCCUAACAAGAGGUCAAAGAAAGGUCGCCUGUCCCUGCACCGGACUCAGGGCGGAGACUUUGUCACCCUGGAGGAGGGCAAAGGCGACCUGGAGGAGUAUGGCGUGGACCUGCUGCACACUGUCUUUCAGAACGGGAAGAUCGUGAAGUCGUACACAUUUGACGAAGUCAGAGACAAUGCCAAGCUCACGGACAGUGAUAUCGAAACAUUUCACUGAGUGCAGCAUCCCCCUUUGACCCCAAAAACAAAUUCCCCUCCCUAUUCCCCUGAACCCGUCACCUUUUGGCCUCCGUCGACACCUCAGAGGUGGCGUGCAAUGCUAAUAAAUCCCCCUCCCAAAGCUUGAAAACCCCCUGAAAUAAUCCCAAAAAUCCCUUAAAAUUCACUUGUCUUCACCCUCAGUUCCAAACACUGUUGUUGUUUCUCCAACAGAGGGGGGGGGGGGGAGAGAGAAUAAAGUGUGUGCGAGUUACAGUGAGCUGCAAGACAUGUAGAGGGGUAGAAGUUGUGAUAAUGACGACAAACUGUUGUUUCACUCCCACGCGUCGCUGCCCAAAAUGUAACUUCAGCACAUUGCACUGAAAGGCUAGACAUAUUCCAAUGUAAGAAUGCGACUCGCCGCCAUUAAGUGGAUAUAAGUAAUACAUAUAUAAGUGAUACAUGUAAGACAAAAGCAAAAGAGAUGAUUGUAAGUGAGUUCCUGGCGGCUGCAUGUGGAGUAAACACACGGUGGGUCAAAGACAGAGAGGCGGUGAGAGAAAGUUAAAUGUGAAGCCACAUCCCACACCAAUGACCGCCCCCCGUGUAUUGUGUACAGAGCUGUUUAAAAAAAAAAAACAUACAUGUCUGAAUCUACUUAGCUUUGUCUUUUAUGUGAAGGAAGAACAUGAUGAUCAUUGUAUGUAACGGUGCACCGAUAACAUUGUUGGAAAUAGAAGAUUGGGCAGACUUACUGCGAUGAAGGAUUUCAUUUCCCCAGUUUUCUGCUUUUUAUCAGUAGCUAAAGCCCAGAUUAUAAAAGGCCAACAUCUAUCACUGCCUGAAUAUUUUGUACUCCUACUUCACCAAAUAAAAAUGUUAUGGGUGCACCUGUAAAGGUAUACAAAUGAUCAUCUACUUGCCAUUAUGUUGACCACAGAGCAUUCACAUCAUGGAGGUCUACUCGUACCACAGAAUUCCAGCAUUUGGUCAUAUAAACAUCUGAAAAAGAUGACAACCUAAUUUUCCAUCACUUUUCAGAACCCAAAAUCUUUACAAACUAAAAUGACAAUGCGAGACUUGAAUUCUAAUUUUCAAAUUGGGUCUUCACGAUGGUGAAUGCUCUGGAUCCAGUCUUUGCUGUAUAAGACCAAGUGUUGAUGUAAAAAAAAAAACUGUAAUUUUCUUCACUGGAGUGAAGACUAUGUGUAUAUGAAAGAUUAUGUGGCUCCUCGGCUGAAAUGUAUGUUAAAUGUUGGUUCGGCUGUGUGUGUGUGUGUGCUGAGAUUUUCUUCCUUUAUAGGUUUGUGUAGUAUUCCUAUUAUGCAAAUUAACUUGGUGUUCGGGGGGAAAGGAGAACAUUCUUCCUUUUUACUUUGUCCAGCUUUUAUCCUGAAAGGAGACGCAGCUUGGUGAAAAACUGGUGGCGAUACAGUAGUGACUGUUAUAUCCUUUGGGCAAUGUAAAUGGAUUUUCCUGUUGAAGAGAUGUAAGAGUGAGCUAAAGACAUCAUAGGAAAAAGUUGUUUGUUCAGACCAGAAGCAAAAUAUUUCACCAAAUUUCUCCUUAUCUAAAUUCAAAUGUAAACUUGGAUGUAUCACUAAAUUCCAACAAAAGUAACAACUUUCCCCUUUAGCUUAAAUGUUAUGUUGUGCUAAUGAGCAGUUGUUAGCAUGCUAACUUACUAAACUACGAUGGUGAACAUGGUAGAGCUGCCAAGUUUAGUGUUAGCUGCUAAGGAAAAUUAGCCUGUAUGUCUAAAGUUCUCAAAUUAAUGAAUGUCCAUUGUUCCAUCUUUAAUAAAUACAUAAAUGUGUCAUAUCUGCUAAACAGCAGCAUGUUAGCAUUGUCUUUGUGAGCAUGUUAGCAUGCUUACAAUAGCAUUUAGCUCAAAGUUAAGUCAAAGUUAAUGAGCUGCUAGCAUGGCGUUUGCUAGCUAACUAGCUUAAAUGUUUAAUGCUGUGGGUAAUAUUAUUUUAUUCUCUGGCCCACACCUUUUCCAGUCAUUUAGCCACUUUACAUUUAUAGCUUCACAUAUUUUCACCUUGGGAGCUGCUACCACAGUAUGCUACAUGUUAGCCCCUCGAGCUAACACUCUACAGUCACUUUCUCUGUGAUUUAAGAAAAGACCUUGAAGAGUCCUGUGAUGUCACCAUCUCUCACAACACAGUUAGCAGUACAUUGAAACAACCUCAGACUGUUUCCUUUAUUUUCCUAUGGUUUUUUCCCACUGUUUUGUGAGUUUUGGAGUAGACCUAGUUAUUUCUUUUUCCAAUUAUGGGGUGCAUUUUAGUAAAACUCUGGUUUAACAUUUUUUGAUAAUGUCUCAGUUCUUACCUCAAAAAUAUGAUUUUGUAUGAAGGACUCGAGGAAGGAAAAAUGCCAGUAAAUAUUUGUAUUUACAAACGAUGUGGCCAUACUGCCUUCUCACCUGUACAUACAUCAGCUAGUUUGACUGAAAGCAGAGGGGCAGUUAGGGAGGAGACAACAAAUGCUAUUAUUAUUUUUGUCAUAACCAUUUUUUGUACCAACAGAAGAAUAUCCAAACCUGCUUUACUGGACUGCCAGUGCGAUGUGCUUAUGUGUGUAAGUGUGUGAAUGCCUGCCUUGUGUGUCUGACAAACUGUUUGUGAAUACUUUUUUUUCUUUAUGUCGUUGUUUUACGCAUAUGUAUAUGUUGGUUGUCCCAAAAUUCUCUCCCAACACGACUGAUAUUUUCUUUGCUAACAUAACUUGCUAUAUUGUCAACAAUACAUUGAUUAAAGAUGCCACCCUGUCAAUUUGGAAUGGUUGAUUUAUAUUAUUUCCUUUAGUACAGGAUAGAUUUAACAUUUAGUUCACCGUUUGUUUAGAUAACUUAUGUCGUCAGCUACUAUCGGGCUCUUUUUAUUUUUAGGGAUCUAUUUUGAAUUUAUUUUCUGGAAAGAGGAGGGUAAUUUGGUCAAACAUAAUACGAAAAAAAAACGUCCUUGCUCCUACAAAACCCUCCUAAAAAGUAGUUUAUUCACUUAUCUAACUUUUCUUUUCAUACUUGUUGAAUAGUUUGCCUGUCUGUAGGCCCAUUUUCCAUUUGCAUGUUAAGAUGUUAAGCCGACCUGUUGUUUAUCGAAUCUGCAGGGGAGCCUUGCAGUUGUUGAAAUGAUUACAUUGGAAGUGUGCUGAUUUAACCCUGCUUCUAUUUUCCCCAUGAUUGUACCAAAUGACACACUUCUUUCCAGGAAACUUGUAAAUUAUUCCGAAUUUAUGAAGCUGUGGAAUAAAGUGUCACCAAUA